Messenger RNA from Jatropha curcas, 1247 nucleotides. RefSeq lists its product as uncharacterized. Gene Ontology annotation, cellular component: cytoplasm; eukaryotic translation initiation factor 3 complex. Gene Ontology annotation, molecular function: translation initiation factor activity; RNA binding. The record is from RefSeq and is a predicted model, not a curated record. NCBI's taxonomy places the organism in Eukaryota, Viridiplantae, Streptophyta, Magnoliopsida, Malpighiales, Euphorbiaceae.
CUUAAUUGUUGUUUCAUAUUGGGGAGGGGUGUUUGUGAGUCAAGAAAUCGAACCCAUCUGCCUAUUGACUAACCGAAUCGCCUCACUUCAUUGUAUUACUCCUGCUGAGCUAUCCGAACCCUAGAUCUCUCUGCUUUUGCCAUGGGUCUCGACAAAUCUGCUCUGGAACAGAACAAGCCACUCCGGUGGGGUGAGCUGGACGAGGAAGACGGCGAGGAUUUAGACUUCCUUUUGCCGCCGAAACAAGUAAUCGGUCCCGAUGAGAAUGGAAUCAAAAAGGUAAUUGAGUAUAGGUUUAACGAUGAUGGUAAUAAGGUUAAGCUCACUACUACAACCCGUGUUCGGAAGCUCGCUAAGGCUCGGUUGAGUAAGAGUGCUGUCGAGCGCAGAAAUUGGGCUAAAUUUGGCGACGCUGUUCAUGAGGAUGUUGGUAGUAGGCUUACCAUGGUUUCUACUGAGGAGAUCUUGCUUGAAAGACCUAGAGCUCCAGGUACCAAAGUGGAAGAAACCAAGCUGGCAGGGGAUAACUUGUCUCAAUUAGGUAAAGCUGGAGCAGUUCUCAUGGUGUGCAGAACUUGUGGUAAGAAAGGUGACCACUGGACAUCAAGAUGCCCCUACAAGGAUCUUGCUUCACCGUCUGAAGCCUUCAUCGAUAAACCACCAACAUCAGAUACUGCUGCUGCUGCUGCUUCUGGACCUACAAAGGGUGCUUAUGUGCCACCAAGCAUGAGAGCAGGUGCAGAAAGACCUGCUGGAUCAGAUAUGAGGCGCAGGAAUGAAGAGAAUUCAGUUCGUGUCACCAAUUUAUCCGAGGACACAAGGGAGCCUGACUUGCUUGAACUGUUCCGUACCUUUGGUCCUGUGAGUCGUGUUUAUGUUGCUAUUGACCAGAAGACCGGUGUCAGCAGGGGUUUUGGCUUUGUGAACUUUGUAAACAAGGAAGAUGCUGAGAGGGCCAUCAACAAGCUUAAUGGAUAUGGUUACGAUAAUUUAAUCCUUCGAGUUGAAUGGGCGACACCCAGAUCUAACUAGAUUUAAAGUUGCCAUCUAAUAGCUGGCGGUGAUAACAGUUUUGGCUUUCUAUUCUCAUCUCGAGGCCUCGUGUCAUUCUUCUUUGUUAAGUUUGAGGUGAUAGGAUCCUUUUUAGCACUCGACAAACGAGACGUACUCGUGUUACUGUAAUUGCAUUUGAUCAUUGGUUUCAGAAAUGGCAUAAUGCUUUAUUACGAUGCAAUUAAGUACCAAAA